CGCCCUGAUAGGAGCUUCGAGAAGCAUAUCAUCAAACUGCAUUCCCCCAUUGCUCUUCAUUUUCGGCUUUCACCUGCUCUUCUUGCCUUCUUGGCCAGGCUAGGAUUUGUGGACAGCCCAUCCGGUUCAUCAGGUAGAGCAGCACAAUAUGGACUCCCCUGCUGUUACUGUGCCGCUGGAUCCCCAGGAACAGCCAAUCCUGGAUCAGUUGUUGCUCAUCCGGGAUGCUUUACUUCUCCUAAAACAGGACAAAUCCACCUAUAUCAAGUCCCAAGAUGUUCUCCCCUAUUAUGAUAGAGUCAUUGAGCAAGUCCAGCUGCUGAACAGUAUCCGUUCAGGUAGAGGGGAGAGUAAAGAACAUAAUAGAGUGGAUAAUGUCUUGGAUGACUGCUUUCAACUUAUUUCUCUUUUGUUUCUCACUGUCGGCAGGAAUAAUGAAGCUCCUGCAACCUAUUCAAUGGCUUCAACAAUUAAGCGGCUGCUCGAUCAUCUUAAAGAGGCUGCUUUCUACAGCCAAAAGGAUCUCGAUUCCAUAGCAAAAACUCUCAGAAAAAUGGGAGAAACUGUGGAGAGGGGUAAAGAAACAUACUCUCCACAACUUGUCGCGCUUCUGCGGACUCGAUUGGAUAAUUGCGAGAAACAGUUGGCAGAAUUACAACAUGAACUUUGCUUCCUCUCCGCUCAAUUGGCUCCCACGCAUGAAACUCUUGUUUCAAUAUUAAGAUCUACCGCUGCUGCUAAUACGCGGUCCAAUUUUUCGUCAUCCGAGGUUAUAGGCUUCAAAGAAAGAUUGAACGAAAUUAAGGCAGGUAUGAAAGAUGGAAACUUUCUCGCAUCUGAUGGGUCUAUCCCUGAAGGCCAGGAGAUUGUAAAAACCCUUUUGGACAGAUGUUUAAAAUGGGUGGAUAUUGUAUUGGAUCGGCAAGGAAAGAUUGAUGAACGCUUCAAAGAUCAGUACGAUAAGCUAGUAGAGAUUAGGAACCAACUUGACCGGCUUGCGAUGACCCAAGCAUGGUCCUUAAGAGAAACUGAUCUUUAUAUGUUCCAGAGAAAACUCAAUCACAUAGACGAGUGUCGUGUCAACGGCAAUUUUUUGGAUGUAUCUGGCCAACCAGCCGAUCUUCAUGCGCAAAGGACUUUACUUUAUCUGAUUCGACGAAGCUAUGCGUUGAUAUACGGCCUUCUUAUUUCUUCUGAACCAGUAUCAGAAGCGCUCCUACCGAUAUAUAACCAGCUCCAGACCCUUAGGAAAUGCCUCAUGGAAGUCAAAGAAUCUGGCGGAGUUUCUAACUCGAGAGAACUAUACCCAUAUAGCAUGAAGCUAAAUUCAAUUGAUAACAUGCGGGUGGAUGGCAAAUUUUACAUAGGAUCUGACCUUCCAGAAGGUCAAGGCAGCGUUAACGAACUACUCGCCCAAUGUUACGAUCUCUGUUAUGAAUUACGGGCUGCAGCUGAAGAAGAGAACUCGGCGAAGCCGAACGACUUAUCAUAAUCUAACACUCGAAGGGAUGCUACCUUUAGGAUUAAUUUGAAAGCAGCUAUCUUCUGGCCUCGAGUAUUUUUGUCUCGG
Messenger RNA from Coccidioides immitis RS, 1570 nucleotides. RefSeq lists its product as uncharacterized. The transcript has 8 exons. The coding region runs from base 149 to 1492 and encodes 447 amino acids. Gene Ontology annotation, cellular component: cytoplasm; nucleus. NCBI's taxonomy places the organism in Eukaryota, Fungi, Ascomycota, Eurotiomycetes, Onygenales, Onygenaceae. The record is from RefSeq and is a predicted model, not a curated record.